This is a messenger RNA of Oikopleura dioica, 1764 nucleotides long. The record is from the annotation of a GenBank genome assembly. NCBI's taxonomy places the organism in Eukaryota, Metazoa, Chordata, Appendicularia, Copelata, Oikopleuridae.
AUGUCGAAAAAAGAGGAGAACCAGCUUAUAGAGGAGCAACAAGAGAAAAAAGGCUUUGAUCGUGUUUGGGAUAGAUUGCCGCACAUAUCAUGGUAUCAGUUCCGAAUCACGACUCUACCUUCCGUAGCGUCGCUCGUCGGGGGUUUCAUGUCCAUUUAUCCGGUUUUUGCGCAGUUCAAGCCGCAAUAUCGCUGCCAAACAGCGCUAGAUAAAGCAGGACUAGACGUAGAUCUGUCAUUCCAAGAGAUUUUUGAUCUGACUACAAGCACUCCGUAUUGCCAAGGUUAUCAAAGCAAUCAGCUUGGCGGGUGCUUCUUCUGCGAUUUUUCCCCAGAAACAAUUACUUCUUGCGAUUCAACUUCUUUCUCAUCUCUGAAAUCAUGCCUCGGAAAAAGAGAGGCUCAAGAAAACUCGACUUGGCGAUCAUGCGAAGAUUACCAAUACGACCGCGGAACUCGUGGAAAUGAGACGAACUUCAGAGGAGAGCAGUGGGAAACGGCAGUGACUGAAUUUACUCUUCACUGUGGGAUGGAAUGGUUCGACUCCUUGUCCACUGCGCUUGGACUCCUUGGCCUUCUAGGUGGCGCAUUUUUAGCCGGACUCUAUUCAGAUCGUUUUGGUAGAAAGAAUUCUCUUCUGCUUUGGCACGCUGUCGUUGGAGCUCUUCUUAUCAUCAUGUCAUUUAUGACGACGAAGUGGGGAUACUUGGUCUUCAGAAUAUUUUCGAACGGAAUUCAUCACACAUCAUGGCUAGCAUUCGUUGUUUACUCGCUUGAAGUUCUUGGGCCGUCGAAACGCGCAGUUUCUGGAGCUACUACUCAUAUCUACUACGGCGUUGGGUACAUGCUCACAUCCAUCCUGGGCUACUACUUCCCUGAUUGGCGCGAUUUUACCUUCGCCAUCGCUGUCAUUCACCUCGUUACUCUCGUUGUUGCUCCAUUCUUCCCUGAAAGCCCAAGUUUCUUGUAUGCAAAGAAGAAGCCCGUCCAAGCUCGCAAAAUUCUCAAAACUUUCUCCGAGAAAACCAACAAAAGCCUCGAUGACAAAUUCCUCGACCAGUUGGAAGCUGAAAUCAACGAGAAAAACAACACCGAGUUAAAUAAUGAAAUGGUGAAAAAAUUCACGAUCAUCGACCUUUUUUGCCAUCGUUUACUUGCGAAAAACACGCUGAUCAUUGCCUUUGGCUUCUUCUCCGGCGUUCUUGGCUACUAUGGUUUAUCGUUCAAUGUCAGCAGUCUAUCAGGAAACCUCUAUCUCAACAAUGCUAUCAAUGGCUUCAUGGAAAUCAUCAGCUACAUCGUCGUUAUGACACUGAUGGAGUUUUGCGGAAGAAGAUGGUGCUGCGGAGGAAUCAUGUUUUUCGGAGGAAUAGUCUCACUUCUCUGCGGAACUUUACAACUCUUUGGCUACGUUAACGGUGUUCGAUGGCUUUCAUUUAUCGGAAAAUUUGCUGUUAGUGGCGCUUUAUGCUCUAUUUACAUUUUCGCCGGCGAGAUUUUUCCGACAGAAAUUCGCUCCACUGGAAUUGGCUUUGGAUCGAUGGUUGGGCGACUGGGUGGAUUCAUGAGCCCAUUUAUCAUUCAAAUAUCGAACAAGGUCCUUGUCUACUCGAUUUUCGGAAUCGUCGGAGUCCUCGGAGGAGGCCUCGUCUUUAUGCUUCCCGAAGUGAAGGGUAAACCAAUUCAUCACACAAUCGAAGAAGCUGUAGAAUUUUAUGAACAUCCUAAAGGAAAACCAGAAUCUAUGAAGAUGAGAAAACUUUGA